Molecule: messenger RNA, 1872 nt
Organism: Molossus molossus (Pallas's mastiff bat)
Lineage: Eukaryota; Metazoa; Chordata; Mammalia; Chiroptera; Molossidae
Gene: OMA1
Product: OMA1 zinc metallopeptidase
Exons: 9
Coding region: 145-1719 (524 amino acids)
Biological process (GO): mitochondrial protein processing; protein quality control for misfolded or incompletely synthesized proteins
Cellular component (GO): mitochondrial inner membrane
Molecular function (GO): metalloendopeptidase activity
Source: RefSeq, a predicted model, not a curated record
GCUUGCGCACGGGUGCAGCUGAGGUCUUCACUCGCCACUGUUGGGGUCUGCCCUCGUGGGGACGCCUUUGCUCUACCUUUAUGAGUCGGCCGGGCCCAGGGUUGGGAAGUUCGAGGGGCGCUGGGAUAAUCAAGCAAAAGAAAGAUGAGCUUCAUGAACUAUGGAUUGCAGUCUGCUAUUAGAAACUGUGUUUUCUUCCGAUUUAAUUUGCUGACCAACUGGAGAAGAUGUAACACACUAGCUGUAACCUCACUGGACUGUCAUCAAGUACAAAUUAACCAUAUAGUAAAUAAGUAUCAGGGCCUGGGAAUAAAUCAUUGUGAUAAAUUGACUUCUCUGCCUGGAAACUUGCAUUUCUGUAGGACCUUUAAUAACAAAAGAACAGGAUACCUCUCCAGUAUAAAAAAUAAGGACAUUUGGAUGACUACCCGAAAAUGUACUGCAUGGAGUGACUCUUUUUCAAGACAGAAAAUGAUAAAAGUUGCAGUUCCUGCUCCUUCAGUAUUGCAUCCUCUAAACUGUUUUACCAUUGGACACAUCAGGAGUUUUCACACUUCUGCACAGUUUCAAGCCGCUCCUGUUCCUCUCUUGUGGAUAAUUCUUAAACCAGUGCAGAAACUACUUGCGAUCAUUAUUGGCAGGGGCAUAAGGAAAUGGUGGCUCGCACUUCCUCCCAACAAGAAGGAACUGUUUAAAGAAAGUGUAAGGAAGAAUAAAUGGAAGUUAUUCCUGGGUUUGAGUAGUUUUGGGUUGCUCUUCGUAGUGUUUUAUUUUACUCAUCUGGAAGUGAGUCCAAUCACAGGAAGGACCAAGCUACUACUCUUGAGGAAAGAACAUUUCAGUCUUUUAUCAGAACUGGAAUAUGAAGCAUACAUGGAAGAAUUUAAAAAUGAUAUGCUAACUGAGAAAGAUGCCCAAUACCUGACCGUUAAAGAAGUGUUUUAUCAUUUAAUUGAAUGCAAUAAAGAUAUUCCAGGGAUCUCUGAGAUCAGUUGGAUUAUUCAUGUGGUUAAUUCCCCGGAUAUAAAUGCCUUUGUGCUUCCAAAUGGACAUGUGUUUGUCUUUACUGGGCUUCUUAAUGGUGUGUCUGAUAUUCAUCAACUUUCCUUCAUUCUGGGCCAUGAAAUAGCACAUGCAAUACUUGAGCAUGCUGCAGAAAAGGCCAGCAUGGUUCAUCUGUGGGAUUUCCUAGGUCUGAUUUUUCUCACAAUGAUUUGGGCUGUUUGUCCUCGAGAUAGUUUGGCAAUUUUGGGCCAGUGGUUACAGUCUAAAAUGAAAGAGUAUUUGUUUAGUAGACCGUACAGUAGAACAUUGGAGGCCGAAGCUGACAAAAUUGGACUACUAAUUGCUGCAAAGGCUUGUGUGGAUGUCAGAGCCAGUGCAGUGUUUUGGCAGCAGAUGGAACUGGCAGAUGCCCUCUCUGGUCAUCCCAAGUUGCCAGAAUGGUUAUCCACACACCCUUCUCAUGGAAAUCGAGUUGAGCACUUGGAUAGACUCAUACCUGAGGCUCUAAAAAUUAGAGAGAGCUGUAACUGCCCACCGCUCUCUGGACCAGACCCUCGAUUAGUGUUCAAACUCACCGUGAAGCAUUUUCUUGAAGAAUCAGAGAAGAAGAACCUAAAUACCACUGUUGAGAAACAGAAAGUGGAUAUUGUUCCCAUUAAAAAACAGAAGCAAAUACCAUUAACACAAAUAGUUGAGAAAAGACCUAGCAGUUGAAUUGAAAUGUGAGACAACGGAGAUAAGAAGAAGACAGCAAUCCUUACCAUUUUUAUGUUACUUAAAAAAAAGGUGCGAAAUGAAAAAGAAUUGAUAUUCACAGUGAAAUCAUGUAUAUUAUAGGUGUUAACCUAAAUUCUUGUAGGUAUUUUU